AUGCCCAAGUCUAUUAGAAAUCAGCCAGAACACCAAUAUCAAUCUGCUGCAAUCCCACGACCUUUGAACUGCUUUUUGUUCUACAGAUUGGAUAAGCAAAAGGAGAUCGUUGAAAAAUGCCCUGGAGCCAAUCAUCGUGAUAUUUCGAAGAUUAUCGCAAAAUGGUGGAAAGAAGCAACUGAUGAAGAGAAGAAGCCUUACGUUGAGAAAGCUCGUCGUGCCAAACAAGAACAUCGCAAGUUAUACCCCGACUAUAAAUACACUCCUAAA
Mycotypha africana is the source of this 270-nucleotide messenger RNA. RefSeq names its product high mobility group box domain-containing protein. Gene Ontology annotation, cellular component: nucleus. Gene Ontology annotation, molecular function: DNA-binding transcription factor activity, RNA polymerase II-specific; RNA polymerase II cis-regulatory region sequence-specific DNA binding. The record is from RefSeq and is a predicted model, not a curated record. The annotation marks the transcript as partial. Gene Ontology annotation, biological process: regulation of transcription by RNA polymerase II. Lineage: Eukaryota; Fungi; Mucoromycota; Mucoromycetes; Mucorales; Mycotyphaceae. The transcript is spliced from 2 exons.